AUAAAGGAUCAUAGCGGACGCAUUGCCAAAUCUGAGUGAGCAUAUUGCGAUGAAAAGAGAUGUUUCUAUGUCGCGCACAACGUUAUCGAAGAAGGUGGAUGUGGGGCCAAGGCUUGGCUGGGUCGCACCAGGCAGGAGCAACAAUCUAGUAUGAUUGUACACCGAGAUGCACCGAGUUAAGCUACAUUAGAGUUGUUCCUUCAUUUGAGAAAGGCCGCAACGGUCAUUGCGCCGAGGGUCUUGGUUCAGGAAGAGAUGGUUUAAAGUGUCGAGUGUAAGACCCCUAAUACCUUCCCCACUGACUAUCAAACACUCUCCUUCAUCCUUCCCUUCACAUAGAUUUCAGUAUGGCACCUUCCGAAAUGUACAAGCACGGUCUACUUGGGCUUUUGUGCCUUGCACCCGCGCUGGUACAGGGCCAGAGCAGCAAAGUCGACGCCGUCCAGACUUGCCUCGAAGGUGGAGGUGUACAUGCUACAGUAUCAACAGAUGAUACCUGGACAAACGACACGGCCGCCUUCCAGUUCCGACUCCCGCGCGAGCCUGUCUCCAUUGCCUUCCCUCAAGACAAGGAGGAGGUUGCCUUGGCCCUGGGAUGCGCACGCAACUCAUCCGUCAAAGUAUCAGUGGUUGGUCGUGGACAUUCUUUCCAGGGCUACAGCUUCGGUAACCCCGGCAAUCUUGUCAUCAGCAUGGAAGCCUUCACCCAGCUGAGCUUUGACAACUCCACAAACCAAUUGACGUUUGGCGGAGGAGCAAACGUCGGACCUGCUUCCAAGUAUGUCAACGACAACUUCAACCGUCACUUCCCGCACGUGAGAGGUUCCCACGUCGGUCUCAUGGGCAGUUCUUUUGGAGGAGGUUUCGGCACAACGAGCAGGCUUCUCGGCAUCCCAUCAGACAACCUUGUCUCAGUUGAGUACAUGCUGUACAAUGGAACAGUUGUCACAGCCGGCCCUGGCUCGGACCUCCUCUGGGCAGCUCAGGGCGCCGGACCUAACUUUGGCGUCGCUUUGUCUGCUACCACAAAGACAUUCGCGUUUCCCUACAACGGUGCCGUGAGCUACAGCCUUGCUCUUGGCGAUGUCAGCACUGAGGCUGCUUCGGCUGCCCUUGUGGCCAUCCAGAAGUGGGUUCAGAGCGGAAAGGCGCCAGACAAGAUGUCCCUGCGCUUCAGCAUUGCCAACUUUGCAUCCGCUGGCUUCUUCUACGGAUCAGAGGCUGAGUUCGACACCACCUUUGCGCCUCUUGUCGAGUCUAUCCGAUCUAUCGCCCCUACGGUCAACCUGACCAAGACUGUACUCCCCACUUUCUGGGAUUCUGAAGUCGCUGGUACCGGCGCUGGAAUGAACUCGCCUACCGGAGGUGCACUUGGCGGUCGUGCUUCGCUGGUCCAGUCAUGGGUUACAACGAAUGACCACCCAUUGUCCACUAAGCAAGCGAAGACGCUGUUCGACAACUACCGUGGUCUUAACCGCACUGAUCUCUCCGGCUCCGGCUUCCUUGAUCUCUGGGGUGGCGUCAGUCGCGAUAUUGCUGACAGCGACCACGCGUUUGCGCACGGCAACAACCUCUGGCUGAUUCGUGUCGAUGGUGUUUCCCGCACAACUGUCUGGCCCAGCGAUGGCGUCGCAUACAUGCAAAACCUGCUCAAGCCUUUCGGAGACUCUCUGAAGAAGUCGGCCCCUCUCCGUAGCUUCGUCAACUACGUCGACUCGGAGCUGAGUGUCAAGGAGUGGAGCCAGAGACUGUACGGCGCCAACUAUGCAAGGCUUCGCAAGAUCAAGGGCGCUGUUGACCCCACAAGCCUGUUCUCCGGAUAUGGCCUUGCCGUCACACCUUCCCGCUAGUCUACCCAGACCUUCAAUCCUUCAUUCCCAUUGACCUUCUAUGGGACCUUCCUGUAAAUAAAUUUCCAGACAAUAUAGAAAUUGGCCAAAAUCAGUCCUCGAACCUUACAAAAUCUAUACCAGUGCUUCGUAUGUGUCUGUAAAAUUG
Boeremia exigua is the source of this 1998-nucleotide messenger RNA. RefSeq lists its product as uncharacterized. Lineage: Eukaryota; Fungi; Ascomycota; Dothideomycetes; Pleosporales; Didymellaceae. Gene Ontology annotation, molecular function: FAD binding; oxidoreductase activity. Bases 348 to 1850 code for a protein of 500 amino acids. The record is from RefSeq and is a predicted model, not a curated record. The transcript has a single exon.